UAACAUGAGUUUCUUGUUUUGCUCAAACAGGCUGAUGAAUCCGGAUUUGUGGCUGACUGGUCUGCAGACUUCGGUUCAGUGCCAGCAAAUGAAGAUGAUGCUUCAGCUGCAGUCCCAGCUGCUUCAGGAACUGUGGAUGAAAUGCCAGAAGGAGAGCGGUUCAGUGUUCAGGGAGAAGCUCAGUGCUGGCCGAAGCCCGAAGGCUCACUACCAGAUGGAGACUUAACUACUGUCCAGGACAGUGAGUCCAGAGCUAAGGAAGAUGAGGAUGCUGCUGCUUCAUCAUUCUUUACAGAUUUUGAUAACAUGAAUGAAGCUCAGACUGACUCAACAGAAGCAACACAGAAGGAAGAAGCUGAUGAGCAGAGUGCAGCUUCAGUUCCCACUGCUGCAGCGGAACAAGAUGUGAGUCCGCCUCUUCCUGCUGCCAAAGACACCCAGCAUCAGCCUAUGGAGGCUGAAAUGGGUGAAGCUGCAGCUCCCCCUGCUGGAGAGGUCAGGGAAGACCGACCCCCGCCUGCUGAAGAUGAAAAAGAAAAAGCUUCAGACAAUUUGCAUGAAAAGAAAGUAGCUACUGAAGCUGAGAGUCCAGAGAAGGCCCAGCCUGCAGAGGUUCCUCAGGCUGAUGAGGAGGAUCCACAUGCAGGAGAAACGGCUCCGUCGGAGAAGAUGCCCAUUCCUUCUGUUGUGAUUGAACCUGCCUCCAGUAAUGAAGGGGACGAUGACCGCGAUGCUGACAUCAUAUCGCCGUCAGCGGUCAGUGACGAUGGCGUGACACAUCCAAGCCAUGUUCUUAAACACAUGACUCCUUCAGGGGGGGCCUCAGGAUUCCCUGAUGAUUUUCUUUAUAAGGUGGAGACUAUGCACGACUUUGAGGCUGCAAAUUCAGACGAGCUUGAACUGAAGAGAGGAGAUGUGGUUUUGGUUGUUCCUACUGCUUCGGUUGAAGAUCAAGAAGCUGGUUGGCUCACAGGGAUGAAGGAAACCGACUGGUUAAGUCUGGGAGUGGGCGCACCGAGAGGAUUGUUUCCUGAAAACUUCACCCAGCGUUUAGAUUAACGGCGUUAGAAAAGUCCACCUAUCCAGCAUGUGUGCAAGCCGCCACAUCAGCAUGAAGCUGGUUCGCUUCGUACCAAACCAACCUGGGCGCUGAUAUGGUGGACAGCUGCUAAAACUAAACCUGUUUUUCCACAGUUUUUCCUUAUUGGCAUGAAGUUAAUCUGUUGAACCCUCCCCUCAAAAACAUCACCUUGUUUUAAUACCCACUUU
Cyprinodon variegatus (sheepshead minnow) is the source of this 1269-nucleotide messenger RNA. Its product is annotated as amphiphysin-like. Gene Ontology annotation, biological process: synaptic vesicle endocytosis. Lineage: Eukaryota; Metazoa; Chordata; Actinopteri; Cyprinodontiformes; Cyprinodontidae. The transcript is spliced from 8 exons. The record is from RefSeq and is a predicted model, not a curated record. Bases 142 to 1059 code for a protein of 305 amino acids. Gene Ontology annotation, molecular function: phospholipid binding; protein binding. Gene Ontology annotation, cellular component: synaptic vesicle; plasma membrane.